Molecule: messenger RNA, 540 nt
Organism: Drosophila takahashii
Lineage: Eukaryota; Metazoa; Arthropoda; Insecta; Diptera; Drosophilidae
Source: RefSeq, a predicted model, not a curated record
AUGUGUUCUAAGCUUAAUGGUUUAGUUAAGUUAGUGUUUAUUUCGUGUUUGGUGCUAGAGAUCACUUCCAAAUUAGAGUGGACCAACAUAAAAUGCUCCUCCAUGGAUGAAAGUUUUUGCGUAAUGGAAUAUUGCUAUAUAAAACCGAUAAAUCGAACUUAUAAAUAUAUUUCUAUUAAAGCGAAAUUAUUAAAAACUCCGGUCACUAAAAUUAAGCUAAACUUUGCCAUGUACAAAAGAGUAAAUGGCUACUUGCCGUUUCUUUACAAUAUAACAGUGGACUCAUGUCGCUUUCUGAAAAAUACUACUUCCCAACCGAUAGCUAAGUUCUUUUAUGAACUCUUUAAGUCUCACUCCAACAUGAAUCACACAUGCCCAUACGACCACGAUAUCAUCAUUGACAAGUUAUCAACCAGCUAUUUAAAUUACAAAUUGACAGAAGUUUUACCAGUUCCUGAGGGCCAAUAUUUGGUGCAGACAAAUUGGUACGCAUACGAUAUUCUUCGAGUUAGCGUGGGAUUCUAUGUAAAUAUUUCUUGA